AAAGUAGGAGGCAGCGCAGCAUUCCUGACUUCUUAGCCGAUUAGACAGUCCGCUCCUAACAUCUUUAUCUUCUUUCCUCUAUAUCACCAGAUCGAUGCCAACUGAUUUAACCUCAUGAUGCUCCACUCCGCCAUCAGGAUGCUGUAUUUUGUGGCGUUUUCUCAUAUCUUGCUAUGUUUCCUGUCCCAUCCUGGUACCUGUAUAACUAUCAAUCAGCUGCUGCCCUAUGGACCAAAUCUAGGGGAUUUAGAGCUUCCCCUUGGGGAUGAUGUGUCAGAGCCCCUCACUCUCAGCCAGCCUCUCCGCUUCUAUGAUGACUCUGUAUCUACCCUAUACAUUUCUACUAAUGGAAUUAUUGCAACAAAUGAACCUACCAACGAAGAUGAAUAUCUUGAAACAUUCCCACCAAAUUUUGGGGUGAUUGCUCCAUUUUAUUCUGAUCUUGAUACAACAGAAAGUGGAAAUAUCUUUUAUCAAGAAAGCUCAUCCCAAGAGACUUUAGAUCUGGUAGCUAACCAUAUCUACAGAGCAUUUCCAGAAAGUAGUUUUAAUCCUACAUCUGCUGUAAUUGUUACAUGGGACGAUGUGGCACCUUACUUCACGCAAAGAGGAGACAGCAUUCCAGAAUACAAGAGAAAUACAUUUCAGGCUGCUCUAGCCUCUGAUGAUUCCAAGUCCUAUGCUAUUUUCUUAUAUCCAGAGGAUGGUCUUACCUUCUAUGGAACACAGUCCAAAAAGACCUAUGAUGAAGAAAUCUCAGCUCGAGUUGGAUUUAGCAAAGGCACACAAAAAUUUCUUUUCUGGACGAAAACAGGUCCACACAAUGAAUUUGCAAAUGAUAAACAGUCGGUGGAAAGCUUGCCAUGGAAUAGCAAUUCAGGGAUGCAGGGAGUCUGGGUUUAUGAAAUAGGGAGUCCAUCUACCACUACAUCCGUUGUGCCUGCUAAUGUUGGUGCUCCAGUCUCCCCUACCGAAACAGUAGAUCAUCAGUUUUCUGUCCAACCGGAACAACCAGGAGAAGAUGAUUAUUUACCCUAUCAGGUUCCUGAAAGCUUUCCAAUAAGUACUUUGAGUCCAGAUGAAUCGAAUCCUCAUCAGCAGUCAGAUGUCAUUGAAUUAGAUACCUACAGAUAUCAGAUACCCAAUACAAAUCAGGAAGUAGUGCAUGUGGAUGAAAACAUUGGUGAUACUGGAAUUGUAUUCCAGUAUAACACAGGCAGCCAGCAAACUUGUGCCAACAAUCGCCAUCAGUGCUCCGUUCAUGCAUUUUGUAGAGACUUUUCAUCCGGAUUUUGUUGUAGCUGUAAUUCUGGCUACUAUGGAAAUGGAAGACAAUGCGUGGCCGAAGGAACCGCUCAGCGUGUGAAUGGUAAAGUGAAAGGAAGGAUAUAUGUGGGCAGUAAUCCAGAUCCAGUAUCGUUUGACAAUAUCGACCUGCACUCCUAUGUUGUUGUUAAUGAUGGACGAGCGUACACAGCUAUCAGCACAAUUGCUGACUCUCUUGGUUACUCUUUGCUGCCACUUGUGCCAAUUGGCGGUGUUAUUGGUUGGAUGUUUGCACUGCAGCAACCAGGGUACAAGAAUGGAUUCAGCAUUACUGGUGGAGAAUUCACACGAACCACAGAGGUUACUUUCCUGCAAAGCAGCAAGAAACUGGUAAUCAAACAGCAGUUCAAUGGCGUUGAUGAACACGGCCACCUUACAAUCAGUACUGAACUUGACGGCAGUGUGCCUGAAAUUCCAUCUGGUUCCAUAGUUCACAUUGAACCUUACACUGAGCUUUACCAAACCGCCAGCAAUAUUAUAACAUCUGUAUCUACCAGGGAAUACACAAUAGAGGUCCCAGGUGGGGACUCGGAAACGUUCACCUAUCAGUGGAAACAGACCAUCUCUUUCCAGGAAUGCUCUCAUAAUCCAAAUGCCCCAGUUCUUCCUGCCAUACAGCAGCUUUCAGUGGACAGAGUAUUUGUUCUGUACAAUAAAAACGAGCAGAUCCUCAGAUAUGCUUCCAGCAACUCCAUCGGAUCAAUUAGUGAGGGCUCAGAGGAAUCAAAUCGGAACCCAUGUUAUAUUGGUACUCAUGGCUGCGAUACGAACGCCUUGUGUCGUCCAGGCCAAGGAAAUCAGUUUACAUGUGAAUGUUCACCUGGCUUCCGCGGAGAUGGAAGAGCAUGUUACGAUGUUGAUGAAUGCCAGGAACAACCAAACAUUUGUGGAAGCAACUCAUUGUGUAACAAUCACCCUGGGACAUUUCGAUGCGAAUGCAUUGAUGGAUACCAGUUUUUAGCAGACGGCAAGACAUGUGCAGCUGUGGACCUUCCUACAAACCACUGCUUAACUGGAACACACAACUGUGAUAUACCAGAGCGUGCGCGCUGCAUAUAUACAGGUGGCUCCUCAUACAUCUGUGCCUGCUUGUCAGGAUUUUCUGGAGAUGGACGGUCUUGUGAAGAUAUUGAUGAAUGCCAGACCAGCCACUGCCAUUCAGAUGCUGUGUGCCAUAAUACUCCAGGAUCUUUUGCAUGUGUUUGUAAACCGGGGUACCAUGGAAGUGGAGAAGAGUGCUUUCCUGGAGGGUCAGAGAAGACUAAAUGCCAGCUCCAUCAAGAAAGUGUCCUAGGCUCGGUCUCUCCAAGGGGUCCUCGGCCAGUGGGACUGUUUGUUCCACAAUGUGAUGAAAAUGGCAAUUUCAGCCCAAGACAGUGUCAUGUUAGCAGUGGAUAUUGCUGGUGUGUGGAUAGAGAUGGCAAUGAGCUAAAUGGAACCAGAACAGGCCCUGGAGUUAUCCCACCAUGUCUUGACUCAGUUACGCCUCCUCCUCCAGUUGGGCCAACUCCUAGACCAGAUGUUGUUCCUUUGCCAUCAGGAACACAUUUGCUCUUUGCCCAAAGUGGGAAGAUUGAACAUGUUCUGCUAGAGGGAAACAACAUGAAGAAAACAGAUGCCAAAGCUUUACUUCAUAUCCCAGAUAAAGUCAUCAUUGGAGUUGCGUAUGAUUGUGUUGACAAGAUGGUGUACUGGACAGACAUUAGUGGACCUUCCAUUAGCAGAGCUAGCCUAAGCGGUGGUGAACCAACAGCCAUUGUCAAAACAGAUCUUGGAAGCCCUGAAGGAAUAGCUGUUGACCAUCUGGGCCGUAAUGUUUUCUGGACUGACUCUGUGUUGAACAGAAUAGAAGUGGCUAAGCUAGAUGGAAGUAACCGUCGAGUAUUAUUCGAUACAGAACUUGAAAACCCAAGAGGAAUAGUUGCAGAUGCUGCUAAGGGAAAUCUGUAUUGGACUGACUGGAACAGAGUUGCCCCUAAGAUUGAGACUUCAUAUUUAGAUGGAACUAACCGGAGAAUUCUUGUAAAGGAUGACCUUGGACUUCCUAACGGGCUCACUAUCGAUCCUUAUUCUUCCAUGCUUUGUUGGGUUGAUGCAGGAACCAAGAGAAUGGAAUGUAUGAACCCAAGUCAGCCUGUCCGACGAAAGAUUGUUGAAGGCAUCCAGUAUCCCUUUGCUGUAACAAGUUAUGGGAAGAAUUUGUAUUACACAGAUUGGAAAAGAGAUGCAGUCGUAGCUGUUGAUCGCACUAUUUCCAGAGAAAAUGAUGAUUACCAGCCUCACAAACGUUCCCGUCUCUAUGGAAUUACAACGGCCUACUCCCAGUGUCCUCAAGGACAAAAUUACUGUGCUGUAAACAACGGAGGGUGCACUCACCUUUGUCUGGCAACUCCAGGUGGCCGAUCUUGUCUCUGCCCUGAAAAUACUAUUGGGGUAGAUUGUAUAGAAAGAUAUUAGGAGACAGACACUACUGCAAGUCCUUCAGACUUAUAUAAACUUUAUUAAGAGGGCUAAGCCCGGUGCCAUCUUACAUUAAAUUUGGGCCAGUUUUUUUUUUUUUUUUUUUUUUAACUUGCAUAUUUUUUUAAUUUACAUUAAAAAAAACAAUCACUGUAGCAAUAUUUUUUAUACAUUUUUUUAAACCAUGUAUUCAGCAUUUAAGCAUUUGUUGUUUUUCAUUGGAUUGGUAUUAUUCUAAUUGUUUUAAAAUAAAUAAAAUAACUAGUGUUAGAUCAGGGUGUAAAACUUAUUUUGCAGUAUUAAUUAAUGCAAACCUUUUAAUUAAUAAAACUUAUUUUGUCCCAUUCCUAAUACAUUAUAGACACAUGAUCUAAACUGCAAUAUAUAUAUGUGUGAAAUAUAUUACCCAAUAAGAAUAUCCAUAUCAACAUACACAUUUACCAAAAGUAACUGUUGCCGAACUGUACUUUUUCUGUCUUACCAGUGCUUGGGAUUUAAGCAAAAUGUGUAUAUAGGGGGUUCUUUUAUGUAUUAAAAGAAAAGCAUCAAAAAGGAAAACUAUAAAGAUAUGUAUUACCUCAUAAACAAAAGAAACUCACAUUACUUUUUGAUUUAAAACUACAAAAGUACCUACUCCUUACUCAACACUUACUGGCUUUAUGACAAUACGUGGACAGUAGAAAUGGAACAGUGAUCUGUUCUAUGACAAGGUAGAGCCGCUGCUUUGGGUAUGGGUGAUAUCAUUUGUCAUAUACUCAGUUGCACUGUGUUAUGUAGUAUGGGAAAAUAUUUAAUAUGUUUGUAAACAAAAGGAAAAAAAAAUAUUACAUUUUAUACAGUUUGAUGUAUAAGUAGUGUGUUUCUUCUUUCAGUGGCGAGGGUAUGAGUCCAGUGCGGCCAUCGAUAGUUUUCAAUACAUUGCCAUUUCAAUUUUAUACAAAUAUUUGGUUCAUUUUACUAUGACUGUUACAACUAUGCACAUCAUUUGGGUUGAAUGAUUUUCUUGUGUGGGGAGAUCAAUAAAAUUUUAGUUUAUAUCUUAAA
Messenger RNA from Spea bombifrons (plains spadefoot toad), 4830 nucleotides. It is a transcript of the gene NID1, whose product is annotated as nidogen 1. Gene Ontology annotation, biological process: cell-matrix adhesion. The transcript has 20 exons. The coding region runs from base 115 to 3783 and encodes 1222 amino acids. Lineage: Eukaryota; Metazoa; Chordata; Amphibia; Anura; Pelobatidae. Gene Ontology annotation, molecular function: calcium ion binding. The record is from RefSeq and is a predicted model, not a curated record.